Messenger RNA from Chanos chanos (milkfish), 3180 nucleotides. RefSeq names its product metallo-beta-lactamase domain containing 2 (gene mblac2). The coding region runs from base 105 to 938 and encodes 277 amino acids. NCBI's taxonomy places the organism in Eukaryota, Metazoa, Chordata, Actinopteri, Gonorynchiformes, Chanidae. The record is from RefSeq and is a predicted model, not a curated record. The transcript has 2 exons.
UGCUAUACGCCAUAGAUAAAUCUGACCUAGUAAGCAAUUUGUGCAGCUCAAUAUAUCCACCACGGCUGGACAGCGUUAAAAAACCGCUGUUAUAAAGUACAUGUAUGGGGAUGUCUGCGACUGACUGGUAUGCGCAUAAAUCGGUCGGAGACGGAGUGUUUUGGAUCCAGGAGAGAUUUUACGAAUCGGGGAACAGGGCUAACAUCUGGUUGAUUCGUGGAUCCCACCAGGAUGUCGUAAUAGACACCGGUUUGGGCCUCAGGAGCCUACCGGAUUAUAUCAACGCUAUGGGUUUGCUCGGAGACGACCCGAAGAAAAAGAAUCCGUUGUUAGCGAUUGGAACCCACGUUCACUUCGACCACUCCGGUGGCCUGCAUCAGUUUCAACAGGUGGGCGUUCACAAGGCAGAGGUCGACGCGUUGGCCAACGGUGACAACUUCGAGACGGUGACAUGGUUAUCCGACAGCGAGAUUGUAGAGCAGCCGACCCCCGGUUGGAGAGCCAGGCAGUACAGGGUCAAGGCUGUUCAACCAACUCAUAUAUUACAGGAAGGUGAUGUCAUAAACCUUGGGGACCGGCAGCUCACUGUCCUCCACAUGCCGGGUCACUCCAGGGGCAGCAUCUGCCUUCACGACAUUGAGAAUAAACUCCUGUUUAGCGGGGAUGUGGUAUAUGACGGAUCCAUGAUCGACUGGCUCCCCUACAGCCGCAUCGGCGACUACGUCCGCAGCUGCGAAAGGCUGGUGGGGCUGGUGGACUCGGAGCAGGUGGAGCAAGUCAUGCCCGGCCACUACAACACGUUUGGGGCCAAGAGGCUACACCGCCUCGCCUCCACCUACAUCUCCAGCGCUGGAACGUGUCAUCGCUUCUCCACCUGUGCCAUCAAGAGUAUCGCCAGCAUCGCCCUGCGAGCCUCCAACUCCAGAGGGGCAUGCUGAGAAGCUGGGGGAGGUGGGGGGUGGGGAGGGGCUGAAUGUAACUCCAAGGGCCUUGAUUUCUUCCUACCCUCUUCCCUUAGGUCAGUGUUUCUCAAUUCCAGUUUUGGGCAUCACCAUAGCCUCACAAGGUGUGUCAGCAUUGUGUUAGGACGAAAAAACAUCCAGGAUAUGAAUUGGGAAACAUCAGUCAGCAGGUCUGAAAGACAGAACAAACAGUACUGAAAAUAAUUUAAAAAAAUCCUCACUAUGCCUGACUGAUCACGAAACCGAGUCUUCUCUACUUCUCAAACCCAUUCUCUCAUUUCAGAGAAGGGGGAUAAGAAAAGUGGGCUAGGGGGUCCAGAUAUGGACUGACCUCAGAUCAGCUCUUUUCCAGUAACAAUUAAGAGCCAUAUCAUAAUAAAUACAGCACUUACUGCAUGCAGAACAGCAGAAACAGGGUGUUUUUUAUAUGAAGUGAUGUGAUAGUUUUAUGUAUGAUAAAUGAAGAAAGCAUCAAAUGUACCUAGAUAAAAACAAUAAGUAAAUCACACGAAAAAUGUCAGAUUUUUUUGCUGGUUAACAACAUUUACCAAACAAAAUUAUUUGCUCCCCAGAAGUUUGACAUACAGUUUUCUGUUUGUUUGGUUUUUUUUGUUUGUUUGUUUUGCUCUGUAGUACGACAUAGAGUAAGCAAGCCACUGUGCAGUUUCUUUCAUUCUUUAAAACAAAUUUAACAGAUUACUGUUCAUUUUAUAUUCCUGCCAGUUACAAAAAGAUCCAGACCGUUAUUCUACCAGUCAUACCUGAGUAUUGAUGAUGUGUUUCAUUUCUCUUGAAAAGUUCUUGCCAAAACUACUUUGAUCAGAAGAGAACAAAACUGGGUUUGUUGAAUGUUUUUAAAACCUCAAUCACUUUGUGGAGGAAAAAGAAAUGAAUGUAUUGUAGAUUUCAUUAGAGAAUGUAAACUUGUGACACAGGGAGGUUAAGAUUAUGUGUGCAUUUUGUGGAGUUGUUACUUUGCUCAACUCUGAAUACACAGAUGAGGCUGUGUAUGGACUAGAUGUGUGUUGUGCAUUGUAGAUACGAAUGUUCAUGCAGUGUAAGUAGACAGUCAGAUUCAAAGAUAUAGUGAAAGAAAUAUGAUUUAAACACAGGGAUUGUUUGAAUGCAGUGGAUUAGGGCAGGGACAGGCAGUUCUCUUCAUGGACGCCUGUGGAGUGUACAGGUCUUUGCCUUGGCCUCAAACCACCAUUUGAUAUGGUCUGUGGAAGUCCAGAUGAUCCUGAAUACUGGAUUUGGCUGCGUGUUAGAUCAGGGUUAGAGGGUAUUCUCUUACACAGUGCAGCCUUCCUGUAGGACAUGUGGGUAAUCUCCGUAUCAUAAGAUUGUGUAAUUUAAGCAAUCUUCAGGGUAGUUAGUGACUAUAGACAUUGCUCCCUACCCUCUACUUAUUAACAGCAGGACCUCUGACUUAAACCAAAGUGAUACAUAGCUACACACUAUUCCACAAACUACAAAACGGUGUCUUCCUCAUCUGUUAUAAAUGAACACACACACACACACUAAAAAAAGUUUUUGUUGGGAAAGUUGUUCUUUAUAUUAUGUGGUGUGAAAGUACAGUAAAGCAGAGGUUAGGGAAUGUUAGUGCUGACACUACUGUUUUACUGGGUUCCUCCAGAAGAUUUGUUUGUCGUGCAAAUACUGACAUGAGGGGGGGGGGGGGGAACCUCUGUCCAACACUGCUCAGUAGAUUAAAGGUUAUCUGGUCCUGCCUAAACAGCAGCAAAAAAUGUGUGUAUUUUGUAAGUACUAGAGUACACUCAAGUAUUUUUUCUUUCAUUUUUUUUUCAGUCAUGUGUAUACAUAUGAUCUAGCAUUGAUUAUAAGGAAAGAGAUUAUUUUUCUCUCUUUAUUCUAAGCUAAAUGACCAUGUCAUUUUCACUAAUUUGUAUAUAGUUGCUAUUGUUAUGCUUUUUUUCACAUUGAUGUUGUUCUCAUGAUUAAUGUUUGAAUAAUUGUUGAUAUUUGUAUAUUGUUGCUGGCAUGGAACAGUGAUUGGUUAAAAAAAAAAAAGAGAGAGAUUGGUUAAUAGUCAAGGUAAGCAUAUGUGCAAGUAACCUGUAUUUCUGCUCAGGAAUACUCAGCAACUCCAGUCACUCUGAGCAAGGCUGUAGUACACUAUUCACUGCAAUAUUCAAAUGUUCAGUGCCUCUGAGAGUCUCUUCCUGAAUACCUCACCAAUACCAUGGCAAACACUGUU